UGUUAAAUGGCGCCUGGGAAAGUACAAUCGUAGAAAUCUUAUAAUAUAACUUUUUUUUGUUAGUGUGUGGGAAAAGUGUUGUGGAUGUAUAUUCGUUACGAUUUUUGCUACUGUGAAUCCAGAAUUUGGGAAAACUUUAAAGUUUUGACUCUUCAAACAGCAUUACAGAUGCUAUAUGUGAUUUUGUUUGGGGUCAACAAAGAUUCACGUCGGACAAUAACUCAGUGUCUUCCUAAGAGCAGACAAUGCUACCAGUUGUAUCCUGCAACUUCUGAAACUUUAAAGACUUCGAAAAGGCUGUGUUUUUCAUUAAGUAGUAUUACCUGGACUGUUAUUGAUGAUCGGUCACGGGAAUAUCAUUUACUGUAGUCAAUACAAAAACCAACAAAUCGGUAAAGAUCCAAGGCAACGACUCCAGAGCUGGUCCAAGCGGUGGAUGCAAAAUAAAAACCAGAUACACUUUAUAUUGUAUACGAUACCAAUCAAUUGAAUAGCUGUAUAUUUUUUUAAUAUGGAGAGUCCGAUCAAGGAAGCACCACUAGCAACACUAUCAGGUGUAGCUCCAUCACUAGAAUCUAGCCCGAAGAAAAGCGAAGAGCUGAUCCUGAUCAAUCCAUACGAAAAACCAGAAGUCACGUUCAAAACCGACAGUCUUUGCUCGUCUUCGUCUUCAUCAUCCUCCGCUUCAGAGUCUGGAGAUGAGGCUGCGAAACCAAAAAUUCCUGACGGAGGGUGGGGGUGGGUUGUAGUGUUUUCAUCACUCUUAGUCUCGAUGAUAGCAGAUGGAGUUAGUUUAUCGUUCGGCCUACUAUUCUCAGAGUUCCUCAUAGAGUUCAAAGCUUCUAGUUCCGAUACUGCUUGGAUCGGUAGUUUAUUCUUGGCUGUUCCUUUAAUUUCAGGGCCUAUUAUGAGCGCCUUAGUGGAUAAGUAUGGAUGCAGAAUGAUGACCUGUGUAGGCGGCACUAUUGCUGCCGCUGGAUUUAUUCUUAGUUGCAGAGCGAAUACCAUUUCUAUUAUGUACCUUACGUUUGGCAUAUUAGCAGGACUUGGUCUUGGACUGUGUUAUGUUACAGCUGUUGUAUCAAUAGCUUUCUGGUUCGAUAAGAAGAGGACGUUGGCUGUUGGAAUUAGCGCCUCAGGGACUGGAGUUGGGACGUUUAUUUUCUCUCCGUUAACCAAUAUUCUUAUUUUCGAGUUCGGAUGGAGAGGAACUACCUUGAUUCUAGGAGGACUCUUCUUAAAUAUGUGUGUCUGUGGAGCCUUAAUGAGGGACCCCGACUGGAUAACCGAACAAAAUAAGUUGAAUCCGAAAUUGUCAAAAUCGAGUAAGUCUAGCAAAACAAGUUUAGUUUCAUUAUCAUCAACGAAUUUUAUGAAAGAUUUGGAUAUUGACGAAUUGAAAGAUGUUUUGAAGAGCGGAAAGAACGUAGAAUAUCUUCUGCAAGGUUUGGAAACAUCUAUCGAUUCAAAUGCUGCCGCUAAGUCGACUUUAAAAAAUAACCAUAAUUCUGUAUUAAAUCUUCCAACGUAUAUUCGUCAAAAUGAGAAAGUGCCUGUUGAAGUAUUAGAACAACUUAGUUCAAAUAGAAAAUUAUAUAACAUAAUUUUAGAAAACUUUCCUAGUUUACUUUUAAGUAGGAGUACAUCCGAUAAAGGUCUAAAUAUAUUAGCUGGAGACGCUUCUCUUGUGGAACGAGUGCCCGUAACAGUUUGUAUGACACUAAAAAAGGAGGAAAAAGAAGAUCAUGGAUUAAACGGCAAGGAAUUAGUACAACAUAAAGAUAAGGAUGUGGAAGCACAGGAACCAUUAUUGGCCGAAAAACGUAGUAAAAAACCUGGAAUCCUAAAAGUUCCAACUGUUCCAAAAAUCAAGGCACAAAUAGCCCAAGCACAAAGGCAAAACUAUUUUAAAAAUCUUAAAGUGCACAGACAGUCACUGAUACACCGUGGAGCCAUAUUUAAUACUCACAAAUAUAGAUUUAAAGCUUCCAGUUGUCCGAAUAUAUACAGAGUGUCUACUCUAACCUUAAAGAAAGAUGAGAACGAGAAAUGGUACGAUGAACUUCUAGAAUUGGUGAAGGGAAUGUGCGAUUUUUCCUUGUUCUUAGAACUACAUUUUUUCUUGCUGUCCCUCUCAACUAUAACCCUUUUUGUUUGGUUUAUAGUGCCGUAUUUUUAUUUGGUGGAACACAUGACAAAACACGAUUAUUCCAACGAAGAUGCUUCACUCACAAUAUCAAACAUAGGUAUCACAAAUACCAUAGGGAUGAUUUUUCUGGGUUGGGCAGGUGAUCAACCGUGGAUGAGUAUUACAAAAACAUACGCAAUGUGCUUAGUACUCACCGGAGUCUCUUGUGCUGGUUUGAUGUUUUUCACGAACAGUUUUAUAAUGAUCGAAUUAUGUGCAGCGUUAUUUGGAGUUUUUGUGGCCAGCACAUACUCCUUCACCCCGGGAAUUAUUGUGGAGCUGGUUCCCUUAGAUCGGUUUACAACUGCAUAUGGUUUGCAGUUAAUGUGUAUGGGCAUUGGUCUUUUGUUGGGUCCUCCAUACGCCGGUCAUCUAUAUGAUGUCACCAACAGUUGGCAACAAGCCUUUUACCAGGCGGCAAUUUGGAUGGUAAUCUCAGGGUUAAUGAUAGGCAUCAUUCCCUACACAAAAAAUAGAAAGAUUUUCGGCAAAGGACCAGUGGAAAAAGUAGUUGAAGAUUCUGAAGAUAGACUUUGGAUUACUACCUCUAUUAUUGCAGUUUUUCUCAUAUUAACUGUAAUUGUUAUGUAUUUUACGAUUAUGUGUCUUUUAUAAGUAUUAAGAAGUAUUACUUAUGUAUUUUUGAAGAUAAUACAAGUUUCUCUCGUAUAUUCAACUUAAAUAUGCAUUAUAAAAUUUCAUGUUAUUAUAUUUGAUUCGAAUACUGAGAUUAAUAUAUACUGUUUCAACC
Messenger RNA from Diabrotica virgifera virgifera (western corn rootworm), 2939 nucleotides. RefSeq names its product monocarboxylate transporter 9. The coding region runs from base 512 to 2803 and encodes 763 amino acids. The transcript is spliced from 9 exons. Gene Ontology annotation, molecular function: monocarboxylic acid transmembrane transporter activity. The record is from RefSeq and is a predicted model, not a curated record. Gene Ontology annotation, biological process: monocarboxylic acid transport; transmembrane transport. Lineage: Eukaryota; Metazoa; Arthropoda; Insecta; Coleoptera; Chrysomelidae.